ACAGUGAGCAAAUCCCAUGCACAGAAAGAGAAGAAAAAAUUGAAAUAUAAAAAAAUAUUUCUCUUUUAUCCGUAUGUCUGAUAUUCAGUCUCGUAUGUGAUGUGAAGAAAAAAAAUGAGAGACAGAAGCGCUCACUAUUGAUUGUAAUUUACAAUUUAUCUCUAUCUUGGUGCACAAUAUUGUGUGUUUGUAGGGUGAAAAAGCUUUAAACGUGAAUCAGUCGAACAAUUUGUCAUAAAAAAAAUAAUUUUUUAUUUUGUAAAUAAGACAUAAUUUAAUGAAUCUCUAAAUAUUACGACUAAGCACAUUAACAAUGAUAUUUCAACGUCAUAAGCUUCUCAGUUCAAGUCAGCUACGUAAAUUAGCAGAGCAUAAAUAUGCAGUAACAUCGAGUAGUUUAAUCGAACCAUAUUUACAGCCGUAUUGGAAUUGGCUCGUACUACAAUUACCGCUAUGGAUUGCACCGAAUUUAAUAACAAUUAUUGGACUUUUAAUAAACAUUCUGACAUCAUUAGCAUUAAUUUAUUAUAAUCCUGAUGGAAAGGACACAAAUUCACCUCCACGAUGGACAUACUUGCUAUGUGCACUUGGUUUAUUCGCAUAUCAAUCGCUUGACGCAAUAGAUGGCAAGCAAGCGAGACGAACAGGAACGUCUAGUCCAUUAGGUGAAUUAUUUGAUCAUGGAUGUGAUAGCAUAUCAACGGUGUUUAUCACUCUAUCAACAUGUUCAGCGAUUCAAUACGGCAGCUUUCCGAAAAUUAUGUUUAUCGAAGUGUUUGCCGUUUUUGCUCUAUUUUAUUGUUCACAUUGGCAAGCGUACAUCAGUGGAACACUUCAUUUCGGGAAGAUUGAUGUGACAGAGGCUCAUUAUAGUGUGAUAGCUGUUCACAUUAUGACAUUCUUUUUUGGACCGAAAAUAUGGUCGAUAAAAAUUUUCGGACAGAUUGAAUUGUGGUAUCUUAUUAUAGCAAUGACAGUUCUGACAGGAUCUCUUGUUAUAAGUGAUUUUGUUGCCACAAUUCGUCGUGGUGGAAGUGGAAAGAAUGGAUCAACUGUCGCUGGAACAAGUAUAAUAGCACCAAUCUUACCAUUUCUAUUCGUUAUCGUACCCUCAUACAUAAUCGCUGUGAAAUCGAAAUCAGGAAUUUAUGACUCUCAUCCGAUGCUUUAUUUGAUGACCUUUGGAAUUCUUUUUGCCAAAAUCACCAAUAAACUCGUUAUUGCGCAUCUCUCAAAGAGUGAAAUGGACUAUUUUGAUUCCGGCAUGUGGGGACCAUUUAUAUUAUUUCUCAAUCAAUAUUUCAAUGAAUUCAUACCCGAAUAUCAUUUGGUAUGGAUAGCCUUCAUUUGGUGUACUUUAGAUCUGGCAUGGUAUUGCUCGAAUGUCUGUUUGGAUAUGUGUGAAUAUAUGAAUAUCAAACUAUUUACCAUCCCAUACAAUCCACCCAAAACAGCUGCUAAUGGUAAAUAAACUCGUUUUUUAUCUCGCAUCAUACACAACUUCUUUACAUCACGUAUUGGACAAUCCAACUGUAAUAGCUUGAAUCAUCAUGAUAAGUAGUUGCUCAUUAUUUUUAUUAUUUUAUUCAUUAUUAUUUAUUUUAUAUACUUACAAUAGUCACCGAAGGAUUCAAAAACUCAAUUUAAAUUUGAAAUAGAGGAAAAGUCUCAUAAUAAAUUAAACUUACAGUGCAGUAAGCUUGCAUUCACUACAAACUAUAAAUAGAGCUCCCGAGUGGCACAUUUUCAAAUUAUUGAGACUUGUGAUCGUGAUCUAAUAAUAAAAGUUUUACUAAUGUGAUUUUGUGGAUGCAGUUAUAUCCAGAGAAAGAGGACUGUGAUCGACUGUUUGGUAUGACCAGGGUAAACUCUUCCAUUAUGUCUUAGUAUGUUAAUGUUCUCAAGUACAGGACACAUUAGGGUAAAGCUUAGUUCAGUUGUUCUCAAGCUGUGUACCACGACACCUCUAGUAUCGAUGAAUUCACAGGAUUGCAGCAAGCUUCAAAUGUCUGAGAAAUAAAAGGAUAUACCAAGCAGCAAGGUCACAUUAUUCAGUUAAAGAAUUAGCACUCUGGAUCAAAAAGGACUUUUAUCUAUUCUUGCCAUCCAAAUACUUUAACCAAACGUCUGCCUUUCUUGCCAAUUUUUACAGAAACACUUUUAAAAAGAUCUGAUCCAUUUAAGUAAAAAUCAAGCUUCAAUCAAAGUUUAAAUCUACUAAUCUUACCACAUAAAUAGUUACCAAAUCAAAGCUUACAGAAUCUCAAACGUAUAUCAAAAAAUCUGCGAUAUUUUCAAUUCCAACAUCCAGAUCAUGCAACAGUCGCAUGACUCCAACAAUCGUAAUGUGCUACUCGUGAGAAUUUAUCCACUCUUUUUGCAAUGCAAGUAAAUUUGCGGGAAAACAAUCGAAAUGGAAAAUUAAAGGAACUUAAUGUUGCUUGUUGCUUGUGAAUGUACUUUAUGCCUUAUUGUGAAUUAAUAGAUGAUAAAUGUUUAAUUUAUUUUUGUGAAAAAAAUCGUCCGAUGGGUGUAAUUAGCGCUGAAUAUUCAAAUUCUAAUUGAAAUACAAAAAUAUUAAUUAAUGUAUUUUAUUUACGAUAGUUGUAUUGACAAAAAUCGCAAUUUGUGGUAUUUUUGAAGCUAAUUAAAUAAUUAAAAACUAAAUUUAAAUAUCUAUAAUUAUUAUUGUAUUUUCUAUUUUUUUCUUCUAUAUUAUACAGUGAAAAAUAAAAUUGGUUUGGGAAUUAAUAGAUCAAAAAAUUAUUUUAGUAUUAAAAAGGUGUCUAUUGCUGUUGAUGUAUUUAUAUGAGAUAGUAUUUUAUGCUAUUCUGCCAACCAGAGAUUGAAAUUUUUUGUAUUAAAGCAUCAUGAAAUUCCGUAAAUAUUUUCAUAUAGUGUGAAAUUAAGUUUGGGAUUCUAAAUGUGAACGACUAAGAAUCAGAAUUUUGAGAUAUAAAAUCAAAUUAUGGUUUCAUAGCUGAAUACUUAUGGUAAUAAAUCAUACUUACUAUAAAUUUCAAUUCUUAUAGGUUUUAAAAGUUUCAAGUUUAGGUUUUUGAUAUUUUGAAUUUAAACGGUUUUUAAAAUUUUAAACUUUAAGAGUUUUUCAAAAUUGAAUUCUAAUGGUUUUUAAAUUUCGAAUUUUAAUUUUAACAAAAUCCCAAGAUUUAAUUGUAUUUAAAAUUUCAAAAUUAAAAGGAUCUUCUAAUAUCAAAAUUGCAUGAUUUUCAAAAUUUCAAAAUUAA
This is a messenger RNA of Chironomus riparius, 3248 nucleotides long. Lineage: Eukaryota; Metazoa; Arthropoda; Insecta; Diptera; Chironomidae. The record is from the annotation of a GenBank genome assembly.